Messenger RNA from Ahaetulla prasina, 3365 nucleotides. It is a transcript of the gene KLHL34, whose product is annotated as kelch like family member 34. The record is from RefSeq and is a predicted model, not a curated record. Gene Ontology annotation, molecular function: protein binding. The coding region runs from base 598 to 2115 and encodes 505 amino acids. Lineage: Eukaryota; Metazoa; Chordata; Lepidosauria; Squamata; Colubridae. The transcript is spliced from 2 exons.
UCCCAGGUUAAAGGUUUACAUGUUCACAGUCUUCCUGCUCUUAUCAAUAGGUGCUGAUUUGACUUUCAGUAGAGACUUCCUUCAAACAAGAUCACCAUACUUGGCUUGUUGCCUCAUGGGAAUAAGAGCUAAAAUUGUCUAAGACUGAAAUACAGAGCUCAGGCAAAAGCCACAGCAAAAAAUAACCCUUUCUACUUUCAGAUGCUUCCUGAUGCACCAGCAAACCCAGAAGUUCUAUUUAAUCAUCUAUAAGAGAAAGAAAAGCCUUGAGAGAUAUCUGAGCUGAUGAGAAGCUUCACUUAAUGCCAUCUAACUCUCAAAUUGAUCAUCUGAGACUGACCUAAUAAGAGCUCUUACAUUUUGUGGAUCAACUCUCUUUUAACAGGAAAUAGAGGUGAGAGAAAUACACGUUGAAGGAUGAUACUAGAAUCAGCUUUAUGAAAUGAAUGCAUGAAAUAAUAACAGAUGCUAAAUUGAAGAGGAAUGUAAAAUUAGUAUGUGAGUGUCUGUCAUCAGGGGAAGAGGACAUUUUUUCCCAAACCUGAACUUUGCACAUUUCCCCCCUUCUUUCAACACUGGAGCAUUUUGUGCUGCAUAAUGACUUAUUUCUUGUCUUAUUGCAAAGGACACUGCAGUGCUGUAUUGUCUCAAUACCAAACUCUCCGAAAGGAAGGCUUGCUCUGUGACAUUCUGUUAAAAGUAAAAGAAAAUGAAUUUCCUGCACAUAAGUCUUUGUUAGCCUGUUCCAGUGAUUACUUCAAGGCCAUGUUCAAGAGUUAUACCAAAGAAUCAAAGACUGCUAUUGUUCAUCUGCAAGUCAUCUCAGCCACUGGGUUGCAACAUGUUCUGGAUUUCAUUUAUACAUCCUGGCUUCCUUUGUCUUUUACCACCUUGGAAGAUACCUUAGAAGCUGCCACCUAUUUACAAGUACCUGACGCAAUCUGUUUAUGCAGCCAAUACUUGAGUAACAAUCUCAAUCUGGAGAACUGUUGUUUUUCAGCCAAUAUUGCAACAAAAUUUUAUCUUCCAGAUGUUGUAUCUGCAGCAGAAAAAUAUCUUAUUAUUAACCUCUGGAAACUAUUAGAUCUGGAUUUUGCAGGUCUGCUGGAACUGAAUUUCCGGUCUUUGAAGGCAGUAGUUGAAUCUCCUGAUAUACUUAUGGAUAAAUACAGCACUUUGAGAAACCAGAAGAUAUGGAUUAUCCUGCUUGGAGGUAUGAUUGCACAUGAAGGGCUUGUCACAGAAGUGAUGGCUUUUGAUGUUUACAAUCACAAGUGGCAAAAUUUAACACAGUUACCAGAUAGGAUACAAAAUCAUUGUGUAUGUACUAUUGGAAACUUUCUAUAUGUGCUUGGUGGAGAAAUGGAAGAUACGCAAAGUGAUCCUAUCUUGAAAGUUACAAAUAACGUCCAUCGCUAUGACCCAAGAUUUAAUAAGUGGAUACAAGUUACUGGGAUGCUGGAAAAAAGGUGUCAAUUUUCUUGUUGUAUCUUAGAGAAUGCAAUCAUUGCAAUUGGUGGACAAAGUGAAGAUAAAAAAUUGCAUUCAUCUGUUGAAAUCUAUGACAUUAGUAAAGACAGGUGGACAAAACUUCAUGAUUUGCCAUGCAAAGUACAUGGCCAUGCGGGUACUGUUUGUAAGAAUACUAUUUAUAUAUCAGGGGGCAAAUACAUGGGUCAAAGUAACACAAGUAAGGAUAUGUAUGCUUUGAGUAAUCUUGAAGGGGAAUGGAGAAAACAAGCCCCAAUGAGCAUUGCUCGUUUUGGGCAUAAGAUGGCCACAAUCCGAGAUUCAGUUUUUAUAUUUUUAGGUUUUUAUGAACCAUUCUCUGAGAUUGAAAAAUAUGACCCUGACCAGAAUCAAUGGACACGUUUAAGGCCAUUGGUAUACGAUCGAUAUAGUUAUGGUUUAGCACUAGUGGAAGAAACAGCUAUCCUUAUUGGAGGGAAGAAAUGGCAAGACUCUCAGGAAAUCCCAACUCAGGAUGUUGUAGGUUAUGAUAUUGAUAAUGACUGUUGGGAAGAAAUCUGCAAAACUCCUUUGCCUUGGUAUGGAUUGCAGUGUGGAGUUCUAGAACUUUCUGAAUUAGUAGAAGGUAAAGACAUUCAACAAUAAAAGUGACCAAAUAUUGAGAUCAUACCUCAUUGAACUAAGAAAACAAGGAUUAUGGAAGGAUACAACAUCCAUUAUUAGGGAUUAAACAAUUAUUUUAUAUACAUAUAUUUAAAUUAUACAAUCUACAUCAGAUGUGACAAACACAUGGCCCACUGGCUGGGUCUAGCCUGCAAUAGGCCAUGGAGUUGGCAUGCAGGGCCAUCCUGAAGAGGGCGAGGGAUCAGUCUCUGUUGCCCUUGGCCUGGCCAUGCCCACCCCAACCCCGCCAAGGGCAAACAAACUCCUGAUGUGGCCCACGAUAGAAUCGAGUUUGACAGCCCUGAUCUAUAUGGUUAAGCAUAGAUAUGUUACUGUUUAAAACAACAAGUUAGCAUGUAUGAAAUUGUAUUUUUUGUUGCUAAUAGAGAAUGGAUGAAUCUAAGAAAUGCAAUGUCAAGAUUUUCACUAUGCUAUAAUAAAACUGGUCUGAAAUAGGGACAACAUUAUUGUUUUAUUAAAAACAAGAUACAUACUUCUAAUUUUGCAAUUUUGUGUGGUCCACAUUUUUAAACAAUGCUGUCUAAUUCAUAGGAAUAUCAAACAGUACUUCCCUCAUCUUUAUUUAACCAUGAACUGAACAAAUAAAUAAAUAUGAUUGUAAGAGCUGUUAUGAUAUUAGGGAUUCUUAAUUGUCUUUUUAUUCUAUUUAAAGGUGCAAUUAUUCUUUUCCUGAUUUGCCAACUGUUCUUAUUACAAUCUAGUUUUAUCCAAGUAGCCACAUAACAUCAACAUGUUCUCAAGCCUAUAUAAUUCAUUUUUUACAUGCAUAAAUAGGCUGUUCAUCUCAGGAAAAAUGCCACUUUUCGACUAUUAUUGAAAUGCUAGGUAGAAUUACUUUGUAAAAUGUAAUUAUAAACACCAUAAAACACCAGCAGAAUAACUGUUGCAAUAGACGAGUGGUGGCCGCUUGGGUUUGGAGGUGGAGUAGCGGCCCCAUGGAGCCCUAGAUGUCCGCGGUCCGUCCUGCCAGCCUGAGAGCCCGCUCUGCUGUGGUUGACACCUUGACCGGCUUUGACGGGCUGCUUACCGUACUUUUUGAUAUGCAAAGAUUUUCAACUGCGGACCUUCUUGCCCUGCGAGAUUCCCCUCUCUCGCAGGUUUGGCACUCCACACUAUCGAGGGCCCACCUUGAGGACGGGUUUUGGAACCCCGAGAGUUGGCAUGCUAAAUCUAGGAGACUUAGGGGAUUUUUAACUAAUUGUUUUAAUAGA